Molecule: messenger RNA, 3739 nt
Organism: Salvelinus sp. IW2-2015
Lineage: Eukaryota; Metazoa; Chordata; Actinopteri; Salmoniformes; Salmonidae
Gene: mynn
Product: myoneurin
Biological process (GO): regulation of transcription by RNA polymerase II
Cellular component (GO): nucleus
Molecular function (GO): DNA-binding transcription factor activity, RNA polymerase II-specific; protein binding
Source: RefSeq, a predicted model, not a curated record
GCAAGUCACGUUUAAGAACAAAUUCUUACUUAAAAUGAUUGCCUAGCAAAAGGCUUCUGCGUGGAUGGGGGCUGGGAUUAAAAAUAUAGGACAAACACACAUCACGACAAAAGAGACAACACUACAUAAAGAGAGACAUAAGACGACAACAUAGCAUGGCAGCGACACAACAUGGUAGCAGCACAAAACGGUACAAAGGGCAAGAAAGUAGAGAUUGUUUUGUACAGUACUAAAUAAAUGCACUGUCACGUUCCUGUUUGAAUUGUAAAUAUGAUUUCUAUUCAAUAAAGAGACAUUAAGCAGUUUGUCUUUCCACUUCAUAUAAACGUUUUAAUGUAUAUUUUCAAACAACGCGAGAUUUGAGCAGUGGACUUGAGUCGUGGUCUGACGUCAUCCGAAAAUGGCUACUUCGUCAAAGGGAUUAUAAAAUACGAACACCCGAUACACACUUUCAACCAAACAAUAACAUUAUUAUAAAGGUUUGACCCCAGCGUGAACCCGGAAGCAGUAAUGUCACAGCUGGCCCACAGCGAGCACCUGUUGGAGCAGCUGCGUUGGCAGCGGGAAAGCAACGUUCUGUGUGACAUCACGGUCGUCGUGGGCGACACGCUGUUCCGAGCGCACCGUAAUGUCCUGGCGGCGUUCAGCGGGUUCUUCUCCGCACUGCCUGACAGAGGUCACCUGGUCACAACCCUUAACCCGGAGUUUGUCAGUGGGCAGGCCCUGAACACCCUGCUGAAAUACAUAUAUUCUGGAGAACUACACACUGACAGUGAGGGGUCAGAGGCCGUGCUGGGAGCGGCGGUGUUCCUGGGGAUGAGGGAGGCGGAGCGUCACCUGAUAGACAAGUCUGACAGCCAACGGGAGAUGAGGAUAGAGUCAGCCUCACCUACCACCUCCCCCCAUUGCUUACCGUCACCCCACAGCCCAGAGGCGUUCAAGCCCUUGUCCUGCGUUUCUGGAGGGGGCUCGGUAGAGAGGGAGGAGGAGAGGGAAGGAGAGAAGGGGGAGGAAGAAGAGUGGGGAGAUCCAGAAUACACCCCUUCCUCCCCAAGCCCCCCAACAUCCCCCCGAAGAGGAGCGAGGAAAAGAAAGGGAAGAAAGCCCAAAGCCACACCUCGCAACCAGACCUCACCUGGAAACCAAACCUUGCCUAGCAACCCAACAUCACCUAGCCAUGACGACACCCAAGAUGACGCAACAGUCCCCCAGCCUCAGAGGGGCAGGGGGAGAGGGAGAGGAAGGGGAAGGGGGAGAGGAAGGGGGAGGGGAGGAGGAAUGAGGAGGGAUCUGUCUUUGAAGGAGUCAGACCUUCAGAUCGUUGAGGAGAAUGAGACAGACCUCAGCCCUUCAUCAUUGAAACCUGUCAAGAGGCAAAGGAGGAGCAGUGGAGAGAGGAGAGGAGUGAAGAGAGGGAGAGGCAGAGGAAGAGGGAAACUGGAGAACAGAUCGAGCGAUGGAGAGGGGGAUGAGGGGAAGGCUGGGUUGAAGAACCAACAGGUGAAAGAGAAGCCAGUGUGUGCUGAGUGUAACAAAGAGUUCUCUGAGAUCAGUAGUCUGAGGAGACACAUGAGGAUCCAUAAAGGAGUGAAACCUUUCCAGUGUCUCUUCUGUUCCCGAGCCUUCACACAGGGAAACCAGCUCAAGACUCACCUCCGCAUACACACAGGAGAGAAGCCGUUUGCAUGUUCUCAGUGUGACAAGGGUUUUGCCCAGAAGUGUCAGUUGGUGGCUCACUGUCGAAUGUACCAUGGAGAAGAGAAACCUUACACCUGUGAACAAUGUGGGCUGCAGUUCGCUACCUCAUCUAACUACAAGAUACACUGCAGGAAGCACAGUGGAGAGAAGCCGUAUGUGUGUGAACAGUGUGGGAAGGGUUUUGCCCAGGCCAGCACUCUGACCUAUCACAUGAGGAUCCACACAGGAGAGAAACCUUACCAAUGUGACGAUUGUGGGAUGGCCUUCUCCGUCUCUUCCUCUCUCAUCACACACAAACGCAAACACACAGGUGAAGCUCCACACGAGUGUCUGGUGUGUCAGAAGGCCUUCAUUACCAAACGAGAACUCAACAAACACUCCCAUAUCCACAACGGUGGAGACCCAGCUGUUAAGCAGCGUGUGACAUGUGAGCUGUGCGGAAACACCUACGCUGGCCUGAGCAGCCUGAAGAAACACCAAGAGAGACAACACUUAGUUCCAAUGGCGGUUCCAGAAUGGGCUCUCCUCCACAACAUUCCUAUCGACCACCAGGGGCUAAUCUCCCGCGAUGCGCCCAGCCCCAUGCACGAGGAGCCAGACAACCCUGACCUCGAGGAGCCAGACAACCAUGACCCCGAGGAGCCAGGCAACCCUGACCCCGAGGAGCCAGACAACCCUGACCCCGAGGAACCAGACAACCAUGACCCCGAGGAACCAGACAACCCUGACCUCGAGGAGCCAGACAACCCUGACCCCGAGGAGCCAGACAACCCUGACCUCGAGGAGCCAGACAACCAUGACCCCGAGGAGCCAGGCAACCCUGACCCCGAGGAGCCAGACAACCCUGACCCCGAGGAACCAGACAACCAUGACCCCGAGGAACCAGACAACCCUGACCUCGAGGAGCCAGACAACCCUGACCCCGAGGAGCCAGACAACCCUGACCUCGAGGAGCCAGACAACCCUGACCCCGAGGAGCCAGACAACCCUGACCUCGAGGAGCCAGACAACCCUGACCCCGAGGAGCCAGACAACCCUGACCUCGAGGAGCCAGACAACCCUGAACCAACAUCCCCUAACUUGAGCCCAAACCCUCUCAGUGUUCUAGUGGAACAGCUGCGUACAUCUUCCUCCAACUUCUCUUCCCCACUCUCCCACUGUGAUCCAGCCUACCCUGUCGAAGACAUGGAGCAGAUCAUCAUCAUUAGAACUUUGGACAAUGACCCCUGCCCUGACCCCUGACUCAACCACCUCUGACCCCCUCACCCAGAUCCUAACAUUACUCUCUCAGGCUUGGAGUGGAUCCACCCUUUUUGAAUGGAUCAACGGGACCUACAGGAUCCAAUAUGAAUCAGCUGUAGUGUCAGAUAUAGAAUUGUGAAUAGUGUGGAUGUUGACAAAUCAUAUAUGUAAUCACAUUUACAUUUUAGUAAUGUAGCAGAUGCUCUUAUCCAGAGUGACUUACAGUAGUGAGUGCAUACAUUUUUGUAAUUCACUCCAUCUUUUCAUGAAAUGAACUCAUUCAGAUCUAAACAUUUAUUUUAUUGUAUGUGUUAAAUGUUUAUUACUAGAGGUAAUCACUGAGGACCUACCCACAGAACAGCCAGGUUCACCAUCUCCUGACUUUGCACUUCUCUACACAUCCUGAAUCGUCCUCUGUUUAAUGUUCUGGUUUUAAUCCCACGUCUCAGUAACAUGGGGCUUAAUGUCUUAUGGAAUCUAGAGGUAGUAUUGAGAUGGAUGGAUAUUUAUGAAAAGUCAAGGUUUUUAAUUCUUUAUUGGGAGGAAUACAUUGUGCUUUCUCAUCCUUUCCACAAAAGUACAUUAUCAUUAUACAGUGCCUUCAGAAAGUAUUCACACACCUUGAUUUUUCCCCAAAAAAUUGGUGUUAUAAAGUGGGAUUAAAAUGGAUUUAAUUGUAAUUUUGUGUCAAUGAUCUACACAACAUACUCAGUAAUGUCAAAUUGGAAGGAACAUUCUAAGAUGAGUAAAAAAAUAUAUAUGUGAAAAAUACAACACUUACAGUUGAAGUCGGAAGUUU